This is a messenger RNA of Ascochyta rabiei, 1101 nucleotides long. Its product is annotated as transcription initiation factor IIB. The transcript has a single exon. Gene Ontology annotation, molecular function: TBP-class protein binding; RNA polymerase II general transcription initiation factor activity. Bases 1 to 1101 code for a protein of 366 amino acids. The record is from RefSeq and is a predicted model, not a curated record. Gene Ontology annotation, biological process: transcription preinitiation complex assembly; transcription initiation at RNA polymerase II promoter. NCBI's taxonomy places the organism in Eukaryota, Fungi, Ascomycota, Dothideomycetes, Pleosporales, Didymellaceae. Gene Ontology annotation, cellular component: transcription preinitiation complex; nucleus.
AUGUCGUACGCGCCUAACGGUCGCAUGCUCUCGCCGGGCGAGGUCUAUGAGGAGGCGCCCAAGUCCGUCAAGGAGGAAGAAUGGUCAGAGGACCUGAACGUCACCCUUAUGUGCCCCGACUGUCGCGAAAUGCCCCCAAACCUCGUCGAAGAGUUCAGCGCCGGAGACACCAUCUGUGGCUCCUGCGGCCGUGUCCUCUCGGAGCGCGGCAUUGACACACGGUCGGAGUGGCGUACGUUCUCCAACGACGACCAAGGCAACGAUGACCCCUCCCGUAUCGGUGACGCCGCCAACCCGUUGCUGCGAGGCUCCCAGCUGCAAACUGAAAUCGGCUUCGGCGACGGCGGCCUGAAGGUGCGCGAACUGUCUCGUGCCCAUAACAAGAGCAACCACGACAAUGGCAACAAGUCGCUCCAAUCUGCCUACGGCCAAAUCACCACGCUCUGCGACUCGCAAAACAUUAGCAAGACCACGCAAGAUACUGCCAAGCUGCUGUUCCGUAUGACGGACGAUGCAAAGCUGUUCAAGGGCAAGUCGCAGGACGCCAUCAUCGCCGGCUGCAUCUUCAUCGCUUGUCGACAACACAACCAGAACCGUAGUUUCCGUGAGAUCUUCAAGAUGACCAACGUGUCAAAGAAGGAGGUGGGUCGUACAUUCAAGGCUCUCGAAGCGUUCCUACAAAAGAAGCAGAAGGACAGCGGUGGCCCUCAGGUUGCCGGAAAUGGCGCUGUUCUGGACACUACAAACUUCUCCAAGGGCGGCAGCACCAGCGCAGAAACGCUCAUGCCUCGUGCCUGCGCCAAGCUUGACCUCGAACGCUUCAUCCAGCUCAUUGCCGAAGAGUGUGCACGCCUCGUCUCGGAUCACGGAAUUGCUGCCGGUCGCUCUCCUCUGUCUAUUGCCGGUGCCUGUCUUUAUUUUGUUUCUCAUCUUAUGGGCAACCCUCGAUCCCCCAAGGAGAUUGGCCAGGCUGUCGAGGUCAGCGACGGUACUAUCCGCACCGCCUACAAGGCCCUCUACAGCGCACAAGAUCAAAUCAUCAAGCAAGAGUGGCUGGAAGCCAGCAAGGGUGGCGACAAAUCGAGGCUCCCUGCAAUCUAA